This is a messenger RNA of Cynocephalus volans (Philippine flying lemur), 1967 nucleotides long. RefSeq names its product cholecystokinin A receptor (gene CCKAR). Gene Ontology annotation, molecular function: neuropeptide receptor activity; cholecystokinin receptor activity. Gene Ontology annotation, biological process: neuropeptide signaling pathway. The transcript is spliced from 5 exons. Bases 16 to 1302 code for a protein of 428 amino acids. Gene Ontology annotation, cellular component: plasma membrane. The record is from RefSeq and is a predicted model, not a curated record. Lineage: Eukaryota; Metazoa; Chordata; Mammalia; Dermoptera; Cynocephalidae.
AAGCAGCAGGCAAGGAUGGACGUGGUCGACAGCCUUCUUGUGAAUGGAAGCGACAUCACUCCUCCCUGUGAACUUGGGCUCGAAAAUGAGACGCUUUUCUGCUUGGAUCAGCCCCAUCCUUCCAAAGAGUGGCAGCCGGCGGUGCAGAUUCUCCUCUACUCCUUGAUAUUCCUGCUCAGCGUGCUGGGAAACACGCUGGUCAUUACGGUGCUGAUUCGGAACAAGAGGAUGAGGACCGUCACCAACAUCUUCCUGCUCUCCCUGGCUGUCAGCGACCUCAUGCUCUGCCUCUUCUGCAUGCCUUUCAACCUGAUCCCCAACCUGCUCAAGGAUUUCAUCUUCGGAAGUGCUGUUUGCAAGACCACCACUUACUUCAUGGGCACUUCUGUGAGUGUAUCCACCUUUAAUCUGGUAGCCAUAUCUCUGGAAAGAUAUGGUGCAAUUUGCAAACCCUUACAGUCCCGAGUCUGGCAAACAAAAUCCCAUGCUUUCAAGGUGAUUGCUGCUACCUGGUGCCUCUCCUUUACCAUCAUGACUCCGUACCCCAUUUAUAGCAACUUGGUGCCUUUUACCAAAAAUAACAACCAGACCGCAAAUAUGUGCCGCUUUCUACUGCCAAAUGAUGUUAUGCAGCAGUCCUGGCACACGUUCCUGCUACUCAUUCUCUUUCUUAUUCCUGGAAUUGUCAUGAUGGUGGCAUAUGGAUUAAUCUCUUUGGAACUCUACCAAGGAAUAAAAUUUGAUGCUAGCCAGAAGAAAUCUGCUAAAGAAAGGAAACCGAGCACCGGCAGCAGCGGCAGAUACGAGGACAGUGACGGGUGUUACGUGCAGAAGUCCCGGCCGCCGGGGAAGCUGGAGCUUCAGCAGCUGUCCACCAGCAGCAGCGGCAGGGUCGACCGCAUCAGGAGCAGCAGCUCCGCGGCCAACCUGCUGGCCAAGAAGCGCGUGAUCCGCAUGCUCAUCGUCAUCGUGGUCCUCUUCUUCCUGUGCUGGAUGCCCAUCUUCAGCGCCAACACCUGGCGGGCCUACGACACCGCCUCUGCCGAGCGCCGCCUCUCGGGGACCCCCAUCUCCUUCAUCCUCCUCCUCUCCUACACCUCCUCCUGCGUCAACCCCAUCAUCUACUGCUUCAUGAACAAACGCUUCCGCCUCGGCUUCAUGGCCACCUUCCCCUGCUGCCCCAAGCCCAGCACUCCGGGGGCGAGAGGAGAGGCGGGAGAGGAGGAGGAGGGCAGGACCACGGGCGCCUCGCUGUCCAGGUACUCGUACAGCCCCAUGAGUGGCUCCGCGCUGCCCCGGUGAGCUGUCCCCGGGCCUCCACUAUAGACGGAAGGCGGCGUGGGGGAGAAAGAAGAGGAGGAAAAGAAGACGGAAGCGGAAGUGACGACGGAAGGCUCCACUUCCGGUGGGAACUACUUACUUUAUGCUUUUCAUCUUUUGUCCGGUUCCGGAAGUGGAAGCAAUGCUAGGGUGGGGCCCUAACAUGGUUUCUAGGCAGUUCAAGGCAGGAAAUUUUCAAUGACCUUUACCAUCAGAAAAACUGCAGUAGAUCAGUGAUUCAGGGGUCCGAAAGAGCUCCUGCCAAGCACAUGUUCAAAAUGGAGAUGUGGACCCUACUGAGCUUUAGAAGGUUCUAGAACGUCCAAGGUGGGCUCUCCCUGUAAUGACACAUUUCUAUGCUCUGCCUUUCUGCUCAUGCAGGACUGUGGAGGCUGCUUUGCCCCUGGGGAGUCCCUCACUCUUUCAUGUAGUACUGUAGUCACCUGUCUCAUGAUGACUGCAGAGGGACCAGGAAGCAAACCCUCUCAGGCCUUUUUUUGAUUUUUUUAACUUGAGGUUGGUCAAGGACAUUCAGAGACAUAAGCUUAUGUCAUCAUCAGAAUAGCAUAAGGAACAUUGUCUGGAAAAUAGAAUUUAAAAUUGAACGUUUCUAGAAAGAAAAGAGACUCCAAGGCAGGUAGCUGAUG